This is a messenger RNA of Dermatophagoides farinae (American house dust mite), 1429 nucleotides long. Its product is annotated as sugar transporter SWEET1. Lineage: Eukaryota; Metazoa; Arthropoda; Arachnida; Sarcoptiformes; Pyroglyphidae. The record is from RefSeq and is a predicted model, not a curated record. Gene Ontology annotation, biological process: carbohydrate transport. Gene Ontology annotation, cellular component: membrane. Gene Ontology annotation, molecular function: sugar transmembrane transporter activity.
AUGAUGAGCAACACGUGAUUCAUUUCAUCAUGGCACAAUAAUUUCAAUUGUGUUGAAAUUAUUUGAUUUGUGCAAUUUAUUACGAAUGAAAUCAAACAUUCCAAAACAUUUUAUACCGGUAACCAGAAAUUCUGAAUUGUUAAAUAUAACCUGCUCGACAUAUGCACAUUCAAACACCUGUCACACACACACACAUACAACCUUGCAAAUUAGCAAUCAUAUAAUUCGAAAAACAAAAUGUUUAAUCGAUUUCACCAAAACAAAACAAAAAAACAACCACAUUUCAUUCAUUUACAUCAAUCAAAUUAUCCAAUGACAUACACAUGGUGCACAUUAUUACUGAUGGGAGGGACUUGAUGACAAAAAUCCAACAAUUUUUUUCAUCCAAAUCGCAUGAUUUUGGUUGUACUUUUUCCACGACUCGACUAUCUAUAUCUUUGUACAUUUUCACUUUUAAUUAGCACCGAUAAUAAUCAAAUCUAUCGCUUUUUAUACAGAUUUAGGAUGAAUGAUUUUUUUCCCUAUUCAAUGACAAGUAGCAAUCAUUAUCAUAUAUACAACAAAAAAAACUGAUCAUAACUUUUGACGAAAACUUUAUUUUUUUUUUGUAAUAACCAAUGGCUUUAAUUGAAUUUGUUGGCCAAGUGGCCACCAUAUUUACACUUUUUUCAUUUUUGACUGGAAUUCCAAUAUGUCGAAGUAUUCAAUUGGCUGGUUCGACUGAUAAUUUUUCUUCAUUACCAUUUCUUGUUGGAAACAUGUGUGGAUAUCUAUGGCUUCGAUAUGGUUUUAUGCUCGAUGAUCCUACAAUGAUAUUUGUCAAUGUGAUUGGAUUUACAUUACAAUCAAUCUAUUUAUUUUGGUUCUAUCUUUACACUGUUCCGAAGAGCAAAAUUAAUCGUCCAAUUAUUGCCGUACUCAGUUUCAUAUUUUUUGUACAUUUAUAUAUACAAUAUUCAAUUGAACCAGAAUAUCUUGUUGGUUUAAUGGCCUGUUUAUCAUCGUUAUUCUUUUCAAUAUCACCAAUGCCAUUAGUAUUCGAAGUGAUUCGAUCCAAAUGUACUGAACGUCUUCCAUUCAGUUUGAUUGCAUCAUCAUUCAUGGUUACAUUAUUGUGGUUUAUAUAUGGUUCAUUGAUUGGUGAUUCAUUUGUAAAGAUACCAAAUGGUAUUGGUGCAAUCAUUUACGGUAUACAAUUAAGCCUAUUCGCUAUUUAUCCAUCCAAACGUAAUAUUCAGUGAAUUCAUUCUGGUGACAAAAAAAAAUACACUGAGCAUUUUAUCGUGGAAUUGAAGUAAAUUUUGAAUUUCAGGCAAUUAUGAUCCAAUGUUAUCGCUUUUAUUUUCCUGUAAUUUUGUUUUUUUUUUUUUGGUAAAGAUUUGCUACCAAAUUCAAAAAUUUAUUGAACAAAAAAAUAAAUAAAUAAACC